AUGGAAGAACAACAACCACCAUCAAUAAAGAAAAAAAUUGUUGAUUUUUUAACAAAUUUUUUAAAGAAAAGACCAUCACAUGAAGAUUUAAGAAGGGAUAAUAUUUUAGUUGCGCCAAAUAAUGUAUCACCAGCAAUUCAACCAUCAAGAUAUGAAUUAGAAGGUCAUUUAAAUCCAUCAUCUCAUAAUAGAGAUGAUAGUAGUAAUAACAAUAAUAAUAAUAAUAAUAAUAAUAAUACAGUGGAAUAUUCUAGAGGUCAUUCAAAAAGUCAUUCAAGAAGUGAUUCAAAACAUCAUAAUAGGGAGAAUUCAAAGAGUGAUCGUGAUAAUUCAAGGAGUGAUAAUAUUCGUUUUGGUAGAAAAGAUACAUUUAAGAACGCAUGGGAUUAUUUAAGAAAUAUAGAUUUUACAUUUUCAAAGACAAAAUAUGGUAAUACGGUUGUACAUCGUUUAAAACAUCCACAAUUUGGACUUAGUCCUGAAGAGUUACAAAGUUUAUAUCCUGAUCAACCACAUGGUAUACCAAUAGUUUUAACAAAAUGUUUUGAAUAUUUAUCAAAACAUUUAGAAACUGAGGGUCUUUUUAGAGUACCUGGUUCAAAUAGAGAAGUUAGUCUUUUAAAAUUUAAAAUUGAAGAUGGUGAUCUUGACUUUUCUGAAGUUUUAAUACCUUAUAAUAUUUGUGGUUUAAUUUCAACAUUUUUUAAAGAAUUACCUGAACCUUUAAUACCUUUUGAUUAUUAUAAUGAUGCAAUUUUAAUUACAAAAUUAGGAUCAAAAGAUAAAUAUAUAAUUGGAUUAAGAGAUUUAGUAUUAUCAUUACCACCAGCAAAUUUAUGUAUGUUAAGAAAAUUAUUAGAAUUUUUAUUAACAGUUGAAAAAAAGAAUGAAUUUAAUAAGAUGACAAUUUCAAAUAUUAGUAUAAUUUUCGGUGUAACAUUAUUAAAGGAUCCAGAUACAGUUGAUCCAAUGAAAAGUUUAAAUAAUAUUCAAGCUCAAUCAACUAUUAUAAAAUAUAUGUUAGAAUAUUUUAAUGAUAUUUUCAAAGAGGCUUCAGUUGUUAAAGCAUAUAGAAAAUCAAUUGUACCAAAAGAACCAAUGGAUACAACUUCAAUUAGUUAUUUAGAUCCUGCUGAAUCAAAUGGUGGUUCACCAAGAACUUCAAAUACGCCAUAUCAACAACAGCACCAAUUAUCGUCUCAAUCAAUGGCAAAUAUUAAACCACGCCCACCUUCUCGUUCAAAAAUGAUGAGAGAAACCAUUGUUUUAAGUCCAAGAGUAUCCGGUGGUAAUAAUCAAGUAUAUGCAAAUGCAACAAUGACUCGUCCAAUGUCAAGAUUAUUUUUUGAUCCUGAAAUUAUUCCAUCACCACCUCCAACCACCACAACAACAACAACCACAACAACAAAUACCACCACCACCACUACUACUACAAAUACUACUCCUAAUAAUACAACGACUGUCAAUAUUCAACAAAAACCAGUACCACCAAAACCAAAUUUAAUACCAAGAAAAUUACCUCCUAAUCCAAAUUAUUCAACAUAUCCUGCACCAUUACCACCAAGACAACCUAAUACAAUUCCAUUGGCACCAAUACCACCACCAAAACCCAAUUCAACUUAUAAAAAACAAAUUACUCAACCACCUCCACCACGUAAACCAACUUCACCUUCACCACCAAUUGCAACUUUAAAACCAACUUCAAAAUCUGAUUUUAUACCUUCAACAAAUAAUAAUUUAAAUAAUAAUAAUACAACAACAACAACUAGCAGUUUAAUUAGUAUUCCAAAAGCAAAACCACCACCACCAAAGAGAAAUAAUGUGGUAUCACCAGCUAUAGAAGAACCAAUUAAUCCAAAUCUCAAUAUAAAUUCAACAACAACAACACCAACUCCACCUUUAGCAUCAUUUAAAAAUAAUGGUACAAUUUCAUCUGGUAGUAAAUCAAAUCCAAAUUUACAAAAUUUAUUAAAUACUAAUCAACCAUUAGUUUCAUCGAAUGGCCCACCAAAUAAACCACCACCACAACCAUUUGAAUUAUUAAAAUCAAAACCAAUUACAACAACUCCAACUAUUAAAAAAGGUGUAACAUUUUCUGAAACUCCAAAAAUUUCAAAUUCUCCACCAUCACCAUCAUCAUCCUCACCAUCACCACCUCAUAACCAACCAAUUAUUGUUAAUAAGCCCAUUCCAUCUAAAUCUGCUCCACCACCAGUUAGAACUACUUCUUCACCUAGUAUUGUUACAAAGAAAUUUGUUCCAACUAUACCAACUCAAACUACUACAGCAUCAUCAUCAUCAACACCAACCACACCAAAGAAUCAACAUUUAUCAAAAGAUGACUCAUCAAUUCCACCAAUUAAUACUUCUCAAACCAAUAAUAAUAUUUCAAAUUCAUCUAUACCAAGUCCAAAAUCAAAAUCAGCAUUAAGUUUAUCAACACCAAAGGAUUCAAUUACAGGUAAACCAAUAAAACCACCUUCAAAUAGUGAUUUAUCAAUUAGCACAACUCCAUUACCACCGACAUCUUCAUCACCAACUUCAUCAUCACCUUUACAAUCACCAAAAAUAUCUUCGCCUUCAGUUUUAACAGUUUCACAAAAAAUAGCAUUAAAUGAAAAAAUAGCUGCAAAUCAAGCAAAGAAAAAUCCUCUUUCAAAUAGUGGGGGUUUAAAACAAAUUUCACCAGACUUAAUAAAAUCAAAUAAUAUCAAUAAAUAA
Dictyostelium discoideum AX4 is the source of this 2721-nucleotide messenger RNA. It is a transcript of the gene gacJ, whose product is annotated as RhoGAP domain-containing protein. Lineage: Eukaryota; Evosea; Eumycetozoa; Dictyosteliales; Dictyosteliaceae. Gene Ontology annotation, cellular component: cytoplasm. The transcript is spliced from 2 exons. Bases 1 to 2721 code for a protein of 906 amino acids. Gene Ontology annotation, biological process: signal transduction. The record is from RefSeq and is a predicted model, not a curated record.